AUGCUUACAGGCACAACUUUUGGCACAUCGACACCAACAACAGUUCAACAAAAAGAUUUUGAACUUGCUUAUCCGCCAGAAGAUUCAAUAUCAUGUAUGAAAUUUUCACCAUCCACAAUUCCACAAACAUAUUUAAUCGCUAGUAGUUGGGCAAAUGAUAUCAGGUGUUGGGAAUUACAACAAAACGGACAAUCUGUUCCAAAAGCCAUGCAAAAACAUGAUGCUCCCAUUCUUAGUUGUUGUUGGUCGGAUGAUGGCUCAAAAGUAUUCACAGCUAGUUGUGAUCGAACAGCAAAGAUGUGGGAUUUACAAUCCAACUCAUUUACACAAAUAGCACAACAUGAUCAACCAAUUCGUACAAUUCAUUACAUACAACGACCAACGUACAAUUGUGUUAUGACCGGCAGUUGGGAUAAAACAGUUCGAUUUUGGGAUACAAGACAGUCAACACCAUUAAAACAGAUUCAGUUAAAUGAACGUGUUUAUGCCGCUGAUGUAUUUGGACCAAUGGCUGUUAUUACCACAGCCGAUCGUAGUAUUCAUGUCUACAGCUUGGAUAAUCAACCAACAGAAUAUAAAAAAAUUGAAACCUUAUUAAAGUAUCAACAUCGUUGUGUAUCAAUAUUUACGGAUAAAAAUCGUAAUCCAAAUGGGUUUGCCAUCGGUAGUAUUGAAGGACGUGUAGCAAUUAUGUACGUUGAUACAACUAAUCCAAAUGAUAAUUUUACAUUCAAAUGUCAUCGUUCAAAUCCAUCAACCAACAAUGUACAAGAUAUUUAUGCUGUUAAUGAUAUUGCAUUCCAUCCUAUUCAUGGUACAUUAGCUACAGUUGGAUCCGAUGGAAAAUAUAGUUUUUGGGAUAAAGAUGAUCGUACAAAAUUGAAAACAUCAGAUACAAUUAAUGAUCAAUCGAUUACAUGUUGUGCAUUUGAUUCAAGAGGACAAGUGUUUGCUUAUGCGAGCAGUUAUGAUUGGCAUAAAGGACAUGAAGGAAACAGCCAACAAAAGAAAAAUAUGAUCUAUUUUCGAUCAUGUUUUGAUGAAAUGAAACCAAAACCAAAAAAGACUUAG
Messenger RNA from Didymodactylos carnosus, 1071 nucleotides. The record is from the annotation of a GenBank genome assembly. NCBI's taxonomy places the organism in Eukaryota, Metazoa, Rotifera, Eurotatoria, Philodinida, Philodinidae.